This is a messenger RNA of Athene cunicularia (burrowing owl), 842 nucleotides long. RefSeq names its product prostate stem cell antigen (gene PSCA). The transcript is spliced from 3 exons. Lineage: Eukaryota; Metazoa; Chordata; Aves; Strigiformes; Strigidae. Bases 236 to 604 code for a protein of 122 amino acids. The record is from RefSeq and is a predicted model, not a curated record.
AAGGCGGGGGUGUAGUGGUGGAGAGGAGCUUGCUGGUAUCUCCAAAAGGCUCCAAGAGGCACAUAAGGCAAAUAUCACCACCACAAACCAACCCCUCCCUUGGUCCGGUGAGCAGCCUGACUCAGGUGCCUGCACAGGGCAACCUUCUGGGCAUGCCCGAUGGCUGCCUCCCACUGCAUAUAAACUGCCCCACGAGGAAACAACCCGUAUUCAGCACCAGAGAGGCUAUCCCAAAAUGAAGACUUUCCUUGUCCUCUUGCUGGGAGCAGUCCUGUGCUUGGGCUCAGGUUCUUCUUUGCAGUGUUACAGCUGCACAGCACAGCUCAGCAACUCCAACUGCCAGAAGAAAGUGGACUGCAAGGAUAAGGAGAUAUGCAAGACAGAAGUGUUCAGGGCCUCAUCGUUCUUCAGCCUCAUCAACAAGGGCUGUGACUCGUCCUGUGAACCACUCUAUCAGCAACUAGGUGUAGGCAGCAGGAACGUCUCCUGCUGCAACAGCAACCUCUGCAACUUCAACGCGGCGAGCAGUGUGAGGUGCAGCUAUGGGAUGGCAGCGGGGAUAACAGCCGGCGUGCUCUGGACCUUCCUGAACAACAGACUGUGAGGAGCAAAGAGGAUUCCCACGACUACAGAAAGUCUUGGAGCACCCUUCUGAUGACGGGAAUUGUAGCUGGGAGCAACGUGGUACAUUGGGCACGCAGCAUCCUUGGAGCUGAUGGCAGAUCUUUGCCGUAUGAUAGCUUCUUCAUUGCUGUUAUUGUAUUGCUGUAGUGCUACCAGAUCAGAAAAUACACGUGCAUGCUAUCUGCCUAACACCUAAAAUACACUUAUUUCUGAAUCAA